UAUAAGCUGGUAACGUUCAGGUCACAAUACCACAAGCAGCUUGUUGGAGAGAAAUUUCAAAAUUAAAGCUCCUGCUACCAUACAGCUAUGAUUUCGAUUGUAGGCCUCUCAGGAUUUUGGAUACUCGCACUGCUGACCCUCCAUGGCGCAGAUGUGGGAGAGACCAAGAAAAGCUCUCUGAAUGAGCUUGACGUGCCUUUCCCGCCUGCAUGUCCCACAGUGAAGAACCUUGCUGCCGUCUGCCUCCUGGGUCAGGGUCGUCCCAGAUACCUGUCCAGCUUCUUUCCAAACUCCGGGGUCAGUCACUUCCGUCGCCGUGGAAACUCCAUCAACCGUAUGGAGUCGUGGUUCAGUCUGUGCUGCAGAGGACAGGAGGACCAGAUCCUCUGCUGCACACAACAAGCUUGGAAACAAGCCCUGUCCCAGUUCUGUACUGAAGAGUCUUCCACCAUGACUGUGGCAUAUGUGUGCUGUGCGGACACAGGAGAGGCUCGCUGGACUUGCUUCAACAGCGAGCUGCCAAACCCAAACUAUGAUACAACCCCAGGCUACACUGCACCCCCGUUCCCUGAGGAGGCAGGAUUCACCUUUGAUGCAAAUGCUUGCUAAGGGAUAAUCAACAUAACAUAUACAGUAUUAAAGAAAACAAAAAACGCCUAUUGUAUAACUUUUAGGGGGUAAGAAGAAAAAAAAUGUGUACAAGAUAAUAAUAAUAAUAAUAAGAGGUAUAAUGCGAUGUAUCCUGCCGUUCUUAUCAGAGAGGAGGACAGUAGUAAGGGUGAUAACAGCUGAAGUAUUAUUGUAUCUCUGUAUUUACCCAUGCUUUGUCACAACAACAAGAAAAUGUUUUUUUUAAUUGCACAUUUUCAGUCAACACUCAAAUAAGACAGUUUCUGACAUGUAAUGUUGUUUUAUUAGAGAAAUAAAGGAUGCAAUGAAGACAGAAAAGAUCUCAACUGCUUUUUUUUGUCACUUAACAAGCUACUGAUAGUGGAAUUGACAUACAUUGGAACAAAUGGUAACAGGAAAUAAAAAACAAGUUGAGUGUUGAAACAAGGUCAUGUCAUGUAACAGAAAAAUCCCACAUGUAAUUAAACCUUUUACAAAUAGCCCACCAGGGGUCACCGUUUCCUGUAAUGAAACACAUAGGGGUGUGGGACAUUCACAGAUCUGUGAUCACUAAAAAACAGUUUGGAAGUGCUGCUGGGCCUGAAUAGCUGGAGAAAAAUUCACAAAUAAACAUAAUAAAACAU
This is a messenger RNA of Gymnodraco acuticeps, 1253 nucleotides long. RefSeq names its product extracellular matrix protein 1-like. NCBI's taxonomy places the organism in Eukaryota, Metazoa, Chordata, Actinopteri, Perciformes, Bathydraconidae. Gene Ontology annotation, biological process: signal transduction; regulation of bone mineralization. The transcript has 3 exons. Gene Ontology annotation, cellular component: extracellular region. Bases 88 to 609 code for a protein of 173 amino acids. The record is from RefSeq and is a predicted model, not a curated record.